Molecule: messenger RNA, 1174 nt
Organism: Pygocentrus nattereri (red-bellied piranha)
Lineage: Eukaryota; Metazoa; Chordata; Actinopteri; Characiformes; Serrasalmidae
Product: guanylyl cyclase-activating protein 2-like
Exons: 4
Coding region: 147-725 (192 amino acids)
Biological process (GO): visual perception
Cellular component (GO): photoreceptor inner segment; cone photoreceptor outer segment
Molecular function (GO): calcium sensitive guanylate cyclase activator activity; calcium ion binding
Source: RefSeq, a predicted model, not a curated record
UGUGAGAGGCUCCACUCAUUUUGGACUCUCAACAAGGGAUGGCUAGAACGAUGUGGCACUGUGUGGACAGUUGACAUCUAUUCAGAUUUGCAGAUAAAAGAAAUAGAUACUAUUAUAGAGGUUUUCUGCUGAUAGGUUAUAGAAUAAUGGGUCAAGUGCAAAGUGAGGAGGAUAGAGAAGUUGGCCUGUCUCAGAUUCAGGAGUUGUACAAGAAGUUUGCAAACGAGUGCCCCAGUGGAAAGCUUCAUCUACAUGAGUUCAAGCGGAUUUUUGGAAUCACAAGUGACUCAACAGAAGAGGAAUCUGCCUACAUGGAGAACUUGUUCAGAUCGUUUGAUGCUAAUCACGAUAACACCAUAGACUUCAUGGAAUACGUAGCUGCCCUGCACCUGGUUCUCCGUGGCAAGCUUGAGGAUAAACUGAAAUGGUCUUUCAAAGUUUAUGACAGGGAUGGAAAUGGACGACUGGACAAACAAGAAGUAAAACAUGUAAUUAAAAUUAUCUACAAACUGCGGAAGCAUGACCAUCCUUCAAACGCAGAAAAACUCACUCCAGAUGAGAUAUGUGAGAGGAUCUUUGAACGUAUUGAUCAAAACAACGACGGUCAAAUCUCACUACAGGAGUUUAUAGAAGGGGCUCAAAGGGACCAAUGGGUCAUGGAUCAGCUCAGGGUUGACCUGCGGCCCACCGGCUGGUUCAUCAACCACCAGAGUAAAAAUUCAUGAGGCCUGCCAAAAAAUCAAGAAUUGAACAUGCUAACUGACUGGAAGGCAAAUCUGAUUUUGGAGGAUUCUAGGCAUAUGCAUCAUGUGAAGACUUAGCAGGACAAGGUUAUGCCCACUUCUCCAAUGCACUGUAUUUUUGCUUUUUUUUAGCAAAUAAAUAUUCCUUGAUUUGAAUAAAAAAGGAUGGAAGGACAGCAAGCAAGAGACUAAUUUCCUUCGUUAGGUUUUAGGUUUUAAACGUUAUGAAUAAACAUGCUUUUACCUAUUUUGUAAAUCAAAGGUGUUUCUGUCUUCUACGUUCCUGUAUGUAUACAUGCAAGAAUACAUGUGUCAGUUUAAACAUAUACAUUGUUUCAUACUUGAUCUUAUUCUUUGAGUGCUUUUCAUACAGUACUGUGCAAAAGCCUUAUGCAUCUGAGAAAAUGAUAUGUAAUCUGAACAGUAGACAU